Molecule: messenger RNA, 2274 nt
Organism: Pogoniulus pusillus (Red-fronted tinkerbird)
Lineage: Eukaryota; Metazoa; Chordata; Aves; Piciformes; Lybiidae
Gene: ARSA
Product: arylsulfatase A
Exons: 8
Coding region: 22-1539 (505 amino acids)
Molecular function (GO): arylsulfatase activity
Source: RefSeq, a predicted model, not a curated record
GCGUCCCUGUGCGGCCGCGCCAUGGCGCCGUGGGCUCGGGGCCUGCCGUGGAUCCUGGUGCUCCUGGCCUUGCGCGGAGCGGCCGCAGCUCCCCCCAGCUUCGUCCUGGUGCUGGCCGAUGACUUGGGCUUCGGAGACCUGGGGUGCUACGGGCACCCUUCUUCUGACACACCCAGCCUAGACCGGAUGGCUUCCCGAGGGCUGCGCUUCACCAACUUCUACAGCAGCUCCCCGGUGUGCAGCCCGUCUCGGGCAGCCCUGCUGACAGGCCGGUUCCAGAUGCGCUCUGGGGUUUACCCCGGUGUGUUCUACCCCGACUCACGGGGAGGGCUGCCACUCGCUGAGGUCACCAUCGCAGAGGUGCUGAAGGCUCAGGGCUAUGCCACAGCCAUGGUUGGCAAAUGGCACCUUGGCCUGGGCGUUAAUGGCUCCUUCCUGCCCAUCCACCAGGGCUUUGACCACUUCUUGGGAGUGCCCUAUUCCCAUGACCAGGGCCCCUGCCAGAACCUUACCUGCUUCCCGCCCGACGUCAAGUGCUAUGGGACUUGUGAUCAAGGCGUAGUGCCAGUCCCCCUGCUCUGGAACCAGAGCAUCGUGCAGCAGCCAGUCUCUUUCCCUCAGCUGGUGCCACUCUACAACAAGUUCUCCUGGGACUUCAUCGCUGACUGCGCCCGACGAGGCCUCCCCUUCCUGCUCUACUAUGCCUCCCACCACACCCACUACCCCCAGUUUGCCAGCCGGGAGUAUGCAGGGCGGUCACGCCGUGGGCCCUUUGGCGAUGCCCUCCUGGAAUUUGAUGCCUCGGUGGGACAGCUGCUGCAGGCACUGGAGGAGAACGGAGUUGCCAACACCACCUUUGUGUUCUUCACAUCUGACAACGGUCCCUCCACCAUGCGGAUGGCGCGCGGGGGCAGCGCUGGCCUUCUGAAGUGCGGGAAGGGCACCACCUACGAAGGCGGCAUGCGGGAGCCAGCAGUGGCCUACUGGCCUGGCCGCAUUGCUCCAGGAGUGACGCAUGAGCUGGCAAGCACUCUGGACAUCCUGCCAACACUGACUGCCCUGGCUGGAGCCACCCUUCCCAAGGUUGCCCUAGAUGGCUAUGACCUGAGCCCAGUGCUCUUUGGAACUGGGAUGGGCCCCCGGCAGACGAUGUUCUUCUACCCACCGUCCCCCACGCCCCUGCACGGCCCCUUUGCAGUCAGGCUGGGCAAGCACAAGGCUCACUACUUCACACAAGGUUCCUUUCACAGUGACACGACGCCAGACCAGGCUUGCCACGGGCUGACCCCCCUGACCCCUCACUUGCCCCCACUGCUCUUUGACCUGGAGUCAGACCCAGCUGAGAACUAUGACCUGCUGCAGAGCACUGCAGGGCCCGAGGUGCUGCAGGUCCUGAAGGAGAUCAAGCAGCAGAAAGUGCUCUUUGAGCAGCGCCUGGUGUUUGGGGAAAGCCAGAUGAAGAAGGGCAGGGACCCUGCCCUGCAGCCCUGCUGUGUGCCAGGCUGCACUCCUAAACCUGCCUGCUGCCGCUGCUCCUAGCCUCUUGUGCUGCAUCUCCUGCAGCUGCUGCGCACGGGAACCCUGUCCCAGAGCCACCACCACCCACCUUGUGCCCAACUAACCAACCUCCGCUUCAGAGCUGCCCUGCAGCUUGGGCUCAGUGCCACGUCUGACCAAGGGGGUGCUGGAGAGGUGAGCCACAGGCUGGAGAGGGCAUCAGCUGUGCCAGGAGUGCAGGUCAGUGGAGCUCUGCGCGGGACCUCUUGUCAGACACUUGUUCAGGGAGGGACCAUGGUGCAUCUCCACCAUCUUCAGUGCCAGAGCUGCUCUGCAGAUGGCACACACAUGACUGGCUCCUGCUUCUCUGCCAAGACUGCUCCCUGCCCCAGCAUGGCAGUAAGGCUCCACCACAGCUGUAUGAGGGCGACCAGAGGGACAAGGCUGGGACAGGACUGACAGGAGCCAUGGAGGAUAGAGCAGGAGCAUCCUUCUCUGGCUACACAGUGCCCAUCCUUGGGCACGCACCUCUGGUACCACGAUGGCCCUUCUCAGAGCUGCCCAGACAACCACAGGACAUUUGGACAGUGAGGCCACAGUCCUGCCAGAAGGUGCUGCGUGGCACCGGCAGCGUGGGCUGUGUGGCAUCUGUGCAUCGGAGAGCUUUGUGCAGGAAGAUUGGCACUGCUGGGCUGCUCUGGCUGGCACAGCCCUGCCUGCCUUGGCUGCAGCCAUGCUGGCCUCUCAGCACCCAAACACGUGUGCCCUGCUGCAGCA